GCCCCGCCCUCUGGCGGCCAUGGCGGCGCCGGCGCUGCCUGUGGCGGAGCCGCUGCCGGGGGACCCGGCCGAGCCCAACCCCUUCUCCUUCCGCGAGUUCGUCCGCUCCAAAUCCCGCGGCGGGGACGGCGCGGGCGCUGACACACAGGCGGCUUGGGCCGGGCCCGCCGUGCCCCCGCUGCCCGCCGUGCCCGCAGAGUCGGGGGACGAGCAGGAGGAUGAGGAGGAGGAAUGGAGCGAGAGCUACCGGCCGCUGGCUGUGGAGCAGGCCCACCUGGGCAGCGCCGGAGCCGCCCCGGGGCCGGGCCGGGUCCCCGCCCCGCAGCCGAGCUACGAGCAGCUAAAAGAAGAGAAUGCUAUCUUGAGAAGCAAGAUCAAUAAGCUUCAGAUUCUGUCUGAAACUCAGGCAGACAAGAUGAGGAAGCUUGAGAAGAAGCUUGAGGAAAACAAAAUCAAAGAAGAAAAAGAAGCACAGGAUUUGGAAGCAAUGGUGCAGCACGUGGAGCAGAAUCUCCAGCUGAUGACUAAAAGGGCUGCCAAGGCUGAGAACAGUGCUGCCAAACUGAGGCAGGAGAAUGCACAGCUGCAGGCGGAGCUGAGGAGUUCCAGGCUGGAGAAGGAGGAGCUGCGGGCGGGCCAGGCGGGAUUGGCCGCGGCCAGGCGGAACGCGGAGGCGGCGCUGCAGCACUUGCUGCAGGUCACAGCCAGCUCCCGGGCAUCCAUCAGGCAGCUGCUCUCUGGAGCAGAAUCCCUGCAGCUCGUGGCUGAUCUCCUGAAAUCCAUAGACAGAAUCUCUGAGGUGUCAGAGGAUGGACACUGAGUGAUGCACACAGCACUUUGUUUUCAUAUGCAAACCAUUACUAAAAAGUGAAUUUUUGA
Messenger RNA from Haemorhous mexicanus (house finch), 879 nucleotides. It is a transcript of the gene ENTR1, whose product is annotated as endosome associated trafficking regulator 1. The record is from RefSeq and is a predicted model, not a curated record. NCBI's taxonomy places the organism in Eukaryota, Metazoa, Chordata, Aves, Passeriformes, Fringillidae. Bases 20 to 820 code for a protein of 266 amino acids. The transcript has 7 exons. Gene Ontology annotation, cellular component: recycling endosome; early endosome; midbody. Gene Ontology annotation, biological process: positive regulation of protein localization to cilium; positive regulation of cilium assembly; regulation of cytokinesis.